AUGGCGGCUACAAGAGCGAUAACCAUAGCGAGCAACUCGACAUGCACACUACUUAGAAAGAAACCCUUCGUGGGUGGCACUGCCCUUUCCCUCAACAACCUCAAUUUUUGUCGAACUAAGAGGUCUUAUACCUGCCGGGCCAUCUACAAUCCUCAGGUUGUCGUCAAGGAAGAAGGCCAGCCCGAAACCCUCGACUAUAGAGUUUUCUUUGUUGAUAAAUCUGGCAAGAAGGUUUCUCCUUGGCAUGAUAUUCCAUUGCGAUUAGGUGAGGAUAUUUUCAACUUCAUUGUUGAGAUUCCUAAAGAAUCCAGUGCAAAGAUGGAGGUUGCCACCGAUGAGGCUUUCACUCCCAUAAAACAGGAUACAAAAAAGGGAAAGCUCAGAUAUUAUCCCUAUAAUAUUCAUUGGAACUAUGGCUUACUUCCACAAACGUGGGAAGAUCCAUCUUUUGCAAACUCAGAAAUUGAAGGAGCAUUGGGAGAUAAUGAUCCAGUUGAUGUGGUCGAGAUUGGUGAAAGACAGAGGAAAAUAGGUGAGGUUCUCAAGGUCAAACCCUUGGGCGCAUUAGCCAUGAUUGACGAAGGUGAACUUGAUUGGAAAAUAGUUGCAAUUUCAUUAGAUGAUCCAAAGGCAUCAUUGGUGAAUGAUGUUAAUGACGUUGAGAAGCAUUUUCCAGGAACUCUAACUGCAAUUAGGGACUGGUUCAGAGACUACAAGAUACCUGAUGGAAAGCCUGCUAAUAAGUUUGGGCUUGGCAACCAAGCAGCUAAUAAGGAAUAUGCGCUCAAGGUCAUCACAGAGACCAAUGAAUCCUGGAAUAAACUUAUUAAGAGAUCAAUUCCUGCAGGAGAGUUGUCACUUGCGUAG
Molecule: messenger RNA, 867 nt
Organism: Sphenostylis stenocarpa
Lineage: Eukaryota; Viridiplantae; Streptophyta; Magnoliopsida; Fabales; Fabaceae
Source: the annotation of a GenBank genome assembly